AUGUCUCUUUUCCGCGCUAGCUCCCCAAGCUCUGGGGACUUCGUGCCUCUUUUCCGCCUCUUGGACGACUAUGAUACCCACCGGUCUGGUCGCAGCCAGUGCGCUACUCACUCGUUUUCUCCUCGUUUUGACGUUCGUGAGAGCGAGAGUGCCUAUCAUCUUGAUGGCGAGCUUCCCGGCGUUUCCCAAAAGAAUAUUGACAUCGAGUUCUCCGACCCACAUACACUGGUCGUAAAGGGAUGCCUUGAGCGUGAAUACAACUCUUCCAAUUACCAAACUGAGGUGAAGGGCCCGGAUAAGGAAGAGGAACAGACCAAGACCGAGUCCAAGAACGAGCCCAAUCAUCAUUUUUGGGCUAGCGAGCGUUCGGUAGGCGAGUUCCAGCGCACCUUCUCCUUCCCGGCUCGAGUUGAGAAAGACCAUGUCAAGGCCAGCCUCAACCAUGGGAUUUUGUCAAUCCAGGUUCCUAAAGAAAAUGUUACUGCUACCAAGAAGAUCGAAAUCGAGUAA
Penicillium antarcticum is the source of this 510-nucleotide messenger RNA. Its product is annotated as Hsp20/alpha crystallin family protein. The coding region runs from base 1 to 510 and encodes 169 amino acids. The record is from RefSeq and is a predicted model, not a curated record. Lineage: Eukaryota; Fungi; Ascomycota; Eurotiomycetes; Eurotiales; Aspergillaceae. The transcript has a single exon. Gene Ontology annotation, biological process: protein complex oligomerization; response to hydrogen peroxide; response to salt stress.